Molecule: messenger RNA, 3164 nt
Organism: Gavia stellata (red-throated loon)
Lineage: Eukaryota; Metazoa; Chordata; Aves; Gaviiformes; Gaviidae
Product: probable E3 ubiquitin-protein ligase HERC3
Exons: 23
Coding region: 1-2832 (943 amino acids)
Biological process (GO): protein ubiquitination; ubiquitin-dependent protein catabolic process
Molecular function (GO): ubiquitin protein ligase activity
Source: RefSeq, a predicted model, not a curated record
AUGGCGGCGGGACGGCAGCAGCGGCGGCGGCGGCGGGGCCGGGGGAAGCACACACAGUCGCAGAGGAAUGGGAAGGUGCAAUGUUCAAACCACGAUGCAACACAUAAGCUCUUUCUCUCCCCCGAUGGGAAGCUUUCUGAACAGUGGGCUACGGCUUCAGCUGACCGCUCUAAGACAAGGCUGGUGAAAGAACUAGGAAACCAAGAUAUUGUUCAAAUAGCGUGUGGGGACCAGCACGCCAUGGCGCUCUCCAGAGGAGGCGAGCUCUUCACCUGGGGCCAGAAUACCCACGGGCAGCUUGGAGUAGGGAGCCAAACCACGCUCAUCCCUCAACCACAGCUGGUGGAAAGACUAAAGGGCAUCCCACUCGCUCAGAUUGCUGCUGGAGGAGCUCACAGCGCCGCUGUGUCACUGUCUGGAGCGGUGUACUCCUGGGGAAAGAAUGAUUUUGGACAGCUGGGACUCGGAGACACAAAAGACAGGGACUGCCCAUCGUAUGUUGGAGCAUUAGAGCACUGGAAAACUGUAUUUAUCUCAUGUGGGGCAGAUCAUACUGCAGUUCUCUCCAAGGAGGGGUUGGUGUGCACCUUUGGAGCAGGAGAGGCUGGCCAGCUUGGUCACAACUCCACCCGGAAUGAACUCAUGCCUCGUGUGGUGGCCGAGCUGUGGGGAGCAAGAGUUUCGCAGGUUGCCUGCGGCAGACAGCACACCCUGGUCUAUGUCCCCUCCUUGGACAAAGUCUAUUCGUUUGGUUCUGGUGAAGGACAGCUGGGAGACGAGAGAAAGCCUUAUCAGUUGAUACCACUUCCCAUCAGUUCACCAGUGAAUACUGGAAAAUCCUGUCAGGAAAAGAACGCGUCACAAAAGGUGAUUGAAAUUACUGCAGGAGGAAACCGAAGUAUUGUCCUUUGCAAGAAGAAAAUGAAUGCCUAUUUGAAUGGAACUGCCACUCUGAAGGAUAAGGAAGUGGAUGCAUGGAUUUCUAAUUCCAGUUUGCAACACUGGGAGACUAUAAAAAAGAAUAUCAGACUGAUCUUUUCAUCCGAGGCUUGCAUCAAUGGAAGCUUCCUGGAGAAAAGAGACAAACAUUUCAAAACUUCCAAAGAGGUCUCGGGUGUAGACAUGUCAGAAGUGCAACAUUUUUAUGAGAAGAUCAGCAAGAAACCAAAAGUCUUCCAGGAGGUGCAAAAGGAGAUUGAGAAAUUACUGCCAUCAUUGUCUUCCUCUCCCAUCUCACCUGAAAAUUUCAGGGUCUACUUGAUCUUGCCUUUCCUUCUGCAGGGAGAGGAUGAAAGCUCUUACCGUUGUCUCAGGCUGCUAGCACAAGCCAUCACGAAACUCCAGCCAAAGGACCUGCAAACUCUUGAAUGCUUGUGGUCAAAUCUAGAUACAUCCUUUUUCAAGCAGCUGGUCAUUCUAUAUCAGAGGGUUUCCCAGAAAAAUCUGUCUCAAUUUAUCAUGGAAGUCAGAGGUUGGCAAAGAAACCCCUACAACCUGCACCCACAUGAAACAGUGACUCUGCAAAUACUGCAGAUUCUUUACCAGGUGAACUCCAGAACUGGUUUCAGAGUACAAGAAAACAACUUCUAUGUGCCUCAAGUGAAAGUGAUUAUCCAAUGGUGUUCGUUCUUUAAUGCAGAAAUAGCCCUAUGGAAGCUGACCAAAUAUCCAUGCAUCUUUGACAGGCAAGACAAGAUCGUUGUUCAUCGUACAGAAUGCAACAUUCUGUCCUUCUCUUCUAGUGGUGUAAGUGUGCUAUGCUUAAUACCGAUGGGCCAGGAACACUGGCUUUUUCUGGUCAGAAGAGAGCGCCUUCUGCAAGACAUAUGGACCCAUUUAAAUGGUGCACCAACCCAGCAAUUCAAGAAGAUCUUAAAGGUGUCCUUCGUGGGCGAGGCAGGAGUGGACGAAGGCGGGCUGUCCCAGGAGCUCUUCAGCGUCGCCGUCAGGACCCUCUGCCAGCCCAGCACCGGGGCCUUCCGCCGCGUCGCCUCCGGCCUGGUGUGGUUCCCCAGCCAGGCGUCGAGCUGCGAGGACAUCUUCUUCCGGGUCGGGACGCUGUGCGGAAUGGCCCUGUACAACGGCUGCAUGGCGCCCUUCCCCUUCCCCAGGGCGCUCUACAAAAAGCUGCUGGGCCUCGCGCCCACCCUGGAGGACCUCGAGGAGCUGGAGCCAGCCACAGGCCGGAGUCUUCAGGGAAUUUUGGAUGAAGAAUGUGAUCAUAUCAUUGAGAGCCUGGACAUGGACUUCACGAUAAUGGAAGAAGGAGGUUCCAUGGUUGCUGUUGAACUUAAAAAAGAUGGUGCCAACAUUCCUGUCACUAAGUAUAACAGGAAGGAAUUUGUUGACUUGUAUGUGAAUUAUGUGUUCAAUGAAUCGAUACGGAAGCCAUUUGAGGACUUUAUGCAAGGGUUUUUAAGAGGCUGCCCAGCUAGACAGUGGAAGAUGUUUCUCCCUGUAGAGCUCCAGAUUGUUCUCCAGGGACACACAAAAUUUGACUGGCAUCUGCUGGAAAAGAAUGUGACAUACAGCCAGUAUAAAAAGUCAGAUCGAACCAUCAGGAAUUUUUGGACUGUGUUUCACAAACUCCCAGAAGAAAAAAAGAAACUGUUUCUUGCUUUUUUGUCAGGAUCUGAUCGAAUCCCUGGCCAUGGAGUGGAACAUUUUAAAUUUUCUAUUGCAGAUCCUCAAGCAGAAAAUCCAGAUGAGUGCUAUCCUUUUGCCAAUACCUGCAACUACAUUUUGUUCCUCCCCAGAUACAGCAGUAAAAGAAUACUCAAGAAAAAGUUGCUUUAUGCCACAGAGCAUAAUGAAAGUUUUGGCUUGUGCUAACUCUUGGUCAGGAGCACUUUAAAGCAAAAAUAAGAAAAACAAGUCUUUGUUUCACUUGUCAUAUUUUUCUCUUAGUAACUCCAAUUUACUGGUUUCUACCCUGCCUUAUUUUUACUGCACUUUAGAAACACUUGAGCAUGUGUAUUCACUGAGAUUUUAUAUUGAUCAUAAAAAUAAGCUUAGACCAGAUACCUGAUGGUUCGAUUAUAAAGUUAGGGAAGAAGAAUCCUAUUUAACACGCUUCCAAGAAGCAAGCUGAUAACCAAGUUUGUUUACAUAUAUGUCCAUCCUGUCUGCACUGUGUUGGUCUUUUUUAGUUGGGAUUCUGUGAU